CCCAGCCUUACCCAUCGCUCAUUGUCAGGGUCUGGUGCGGAGCAGGAACAUUCUUUUGCACGCCGGGUAGAUGGCUCCCGUAACUCAGGCCUCUAAAGGACUCGUCAUCGCAUGUCGUCUGUUUUUUCCUAUAUGUAGCAUUGCUCAAGCCUCAAGGAUACCAUUUAACUUGGUGGGAAUACCAGCGACCUGUCAGAUCAGCUACAUUAAUGCUCUUCAACAGUUCUAAACAGGCCAACCAGCUGCGUCUCCUGUCUUGAUUUGGAUAUUCGACUGGCAUCGCUACUGAUUUCGCAAUGGGCACAAUUUCCUAUCUCUUGCUAAGUGCAUUUGCAUUAUCCCUAUGCCUUCUACGGGUUGCUCCAGCCUAUUCCAUUCAAAGCUCUCUUGUUAGGACGUUUUUGGCAAUCUUUAGCAUCCAGUUCUCCGCCUUCGCAAUAUGGAAAUUGUUCCUCUAUCCCCACAUCUUUAGUCCUCUGCGUUAUCUACCCAAGGUCCCAGGGGGCUCAUUGAUAGCCGGGCAAUUUCCUACUAUUCUUCGUGAUCCCAAUGGCGUACCCAUGGAACGGUGGAUCAAUGAAAUCCCGAAUGAAGGACUCAUCCUAUACCACCAUAUGUUUAAUAACGAGAGAGUUCUGGUGACAUCUCCGAAGGCUCUAGCGGAGGUUCUGGUGGCGAAGAGCUACACCUUCAUCAAACCGGACCAGUUAAGGAGGGGACUUGGACAGGUACUUGGCUUUGGGAUUUUGCUAGCUGAAGGUGAUGAACAUAAGCGCCAACGAAAACAUCUCAUGCCUGCCUUCGCAUUCCGUCACAUCAAGGAUCUCUACCCCGUGUUCUGGUCCAAAGCUCGCGAGGUUACCAACGCCAUGGCAGCCGAAGUUCAUCAGCCAGAUGAAGAAGGCGGUGUGAAAAGAGACAGUGCAGUGUUCGAUGCAGCAAGCUGGCCCAGUCGGGUGACAUUAGACAUAAUUGGAGUUGCGGGGAUGGCCCAGGAUUUUCGAGCCGUUCAGGACGAAGAGAGCACACUGUACAAGACAUAUCGUACCGUCUUUCGAUCACCAUCAGGAGCAGCGAAGUACUUUGCUAUAGCCCAGUUUGUCUUUCCCUCUUGGUUUCUCAGGAUGCUUCCUUUCUCUGGAAAUUCGAGAAACGUUAAGGCGGCGGAAACCAUCAAGGAUGUGUCGCGAGAUCUCAUCCGAGCAAAGCGGGAAAAGCUGGAGAAAGGCGAAUCGACAGAUGUCGACAUUAUAUCGGUGGCGUUACAGUCGGGCGGUUUCUGCGACGAGGAUUUGGUCAACCAACUGAUGACUUUCCUGGCCGCGGGUCAUGAAACGACAGCAUCAAGCAUGGCAUGGGCUUCGUACCUUCUUUGCGAGCACCGCGAUGUUCAAGAAAGACUGCGCGAAGAAGUUCGAACCUCUCUUCCAUCUCUCUCGAACCCUAACUCGUCCAUUUCCGCCGCUGAGCUCGACCGCUUGCCAUAUCUGAAUGCGGUGUGCAACGAAGCGUCCAGGUUACUGCCACCUGUGGCUCUUACGCUGCGCAUAGCCGCACAUGAUACGACCAUCCUUGGAAAUCGAAUUCCCAAAGGCACCACGGUCAUUCUGGCGCCAUGGGCCGUCAAUCGUAGCAAAGAGCUGUGGGGUCAAGAUGCCGCGGAAUUCAAGCCCGAGCGGUGGCUGGCGCCGGGGAAGAGCAACAGUGGAGGGGCUGAAAGCAACUUCUCUUUCCUCACCUUCUUACACGGUCCAAGGAGCUGCAUCGGGCAAAACUUUGCAAAGGCGGAGUUUGCGUGCCUCUUGGCCGCAUGGGUCGGGCGAUUCGACAUAUCCUUCGCGGAUCCGGACUAUCGGAUGGAACCCCAGAGUGGCGGGCCAACAUCGAAGCCAAAGAAUCUCAUGCUCAACAUGAAGCCGCUCGAUGGUUGGUAAGCCUGGCUGUACAAGCUGGAGUUUCCGAAAGAGGAAUUGAUGGCCCGGAAGGAUUCCCCAUGGCUGUCGAAGACGCUCAACAAUCGUUAUAUACCCCGUCACCGUCGAAGAUUUGCGGCUCGAUCGUUACUUGUUUCGGCUUGCGGUGCCUCUAGCUAGAGAUAUACGCUAAGGAGGGCAUCAAAGUAAAGGGCUCUCAAUUUCUAAGAUGGACUCGCGCCUUGUUCAUAUUCGCGUACAUAAUACCUACCGGUAGGUACAGAUAUAUCUCACGCACUCCAGUUGGUUUGAAAAAGAAGUUGAGGGGAGCCAAUGAUAUGCGGGAUCGAUGACGUUAAAGUACCCGUAAAUUAUACACACAGCGAUUCCACCACCGUUGAAAUUGUAGUUUGAGG
This is a messenger RNA of Eremomyces bilateralis CBS 781.70, 2329 nucleotides long. Its product is annotated as cytochrome P450. The coding region runs from base 297 to 1934 and encodes 545 amino acids. The record is from RefSeq and is a predicted model, not a curated record. The transcript is spliced from 4 exons. NCBI's taxonomy places the organism in Eukaryota, Fungi, Ascomycota, Dothideomycetes, Eremomycetales, Eremomycetaceae. Gene Ontology annotation, molecular function: iron ion binding; heme binding; monooxygenase activity.